Molecule: messenger RNA, 893 nt
Organism: Mucor mucedo
Lineage: Eukaryota; Fungi; Mucoromycota; Mucoromycetes; Mucorales; Mucoraceae
Product: Snf7-domain-containing protein
Exons: 4
Coding region: 190-795 (201 amino acids)
Biological process (GO): late endosome to vacuole transport; endosome transport via multivesicular body sorting pathway; protein transport
Cellular component (GO): multivesicular body; ESCRT III complex
Source: RefSeq, a predicted model, not a curated record
CCGAGUUGUUGUUGCCCUUGAAACUAUCUUGUUUCAAAGCAAUUACAUCACUUAUUGGUGACACCUACAUUAUCCCAAGCCCACACACACACACACUACUCAAUUUUAAUUUUAUUGUGGUUUAAUUUUUUUUUUUUUUUUUUUUUGGCUUUUUUGCUUUUUCCAUCUUUUUAUUCUAAUUAUAACAAAAUGAACGGUUUAGAAAACCAACUUUUUCAAUUAAAGUUCACCGCCAAGCAAUUAAACAAACAAUCCAAGCGAUGUCAAAAAGAUGAAACUUUGGAAAAGAACAAGUUAAAAAAGGCCAUUUCCGAUGGAAAUAUGGAGGGAGCUCGUAUUUAUGCUUCCAACGCCAUUCGAAAGAAGAAUGAAGCCUUAAAUCUCUUAAAGUUGUCUUCUCGUAUUGACGCUGUUGCCAGUCGCGUCCAAACCGCUAUUACCAUGCGCAAAGUGUCGAAUUCUAUGGCCAUGGUGGUGCGUGGCAUGGGUAGAGCCAUGGACACCAUGAACCUGGAGCAGAUUUCGAUGGUGAUGGACAAGUUUGAGACGCAGUUUGAAGACCUUGAUGUACAAACGGGAUAUAUGGAGGGAGCCAUGGCAGGCACCACCACGUUAAACACACCUCAAGAUGAAGUCGACUCACUGAUGCAUCAGGUGGCUGAUGAGCACGGUUUAGAAUUAAAUGAUACAUUAAAUGAAUUAGAACCAAGCAAAGUAUUAAAUGAGCCCUCAAAGGCAAAAGAGAAGGAUGAAGAUAGAUUGUUGACUGAGCGAUUGAAGGCCUUGCGACAAUAAACUUCUUUUAUAUAUAUAUCGAUCGAUAGCUAUCUAAAUAUACAUAUACAUAUAUAAAAAAAGGGAGUUUUUUUUUUUUUUUUUUUUUUUUUUUUUAC